This is a messenger RNA of Lineus longissimus, 3029 nucleotides long. RefSeq lists its product as uncharacterized. The coding region runs from base 436 to 1008 and encodes 190 amino acids. The transcript is spliced from 5 exons. The record is from RefSeq and is a predicted model, not a curated record. NCBI's taxonomy places the organism in Eukaryota, Metazoa, Nemertea, Pilidiophora, Heteronemertea, Lineidae.
AACUGUACCGGAACCGGAACUGUCAUGGGUCUGCACAAAUUUUUUCAGAUUCGAUGGACAUGAUGGAUAUAUGAAUUUUGUUUACACUUUACAUACAGUGUACAGACGUAACCAUUACACUCACUACGUUGUGUGAGUUAUCACUACGUUGUGUGAGUUAAAAUGGCCACCGUACCUGUGGAGAGAAUAGAAUUAUGUUGUGCGGAUUCACUGAAUGCGGGACACUACUGGAUCGCCAUCUUGUGCCUGUCGCGUGGCAUUGAGUAAACAGGGGAUGCUGCUUCAAGUUUCUCCAAUUCUCUUCAUUUCCCGUGUACAUUCAUGUGAUUAACUGAUGGUCUGAUGGGUUGCACAACAACAGUCACAGUGGAUUAGUUCGUCUCUGGAGUGCUAACCGCACAGGAAUAUUUCUAUAAACUGUCGAUUCUGCUUAAAAUGAAGCGGGUUUGGAGUCCAAGCACUGUUGAAAUCAUGAGCGGUCAAGAUCCCUACCUGGACCAGGGCCUGGCCAUGCCCUACCCCAAGUCUACCACGACCAAUACCGUGUACGGCUCAUUCAUGAGAGAAUGGCCAAGGACCUAUAUCAACAAAACUGGCCCAGCAUUGAAAAAUCAGGUUCUCGACGAUAACAGACGAAAAGUCAAGAUUACUUCCAACGAAAUUGGAUCAUUUCUGAAUUACGAGCCGGUCAUUAGGUGGCACUAUGACUAUGGGCGAAAGAGGUCGCUCCCGGUUGACAGGACGCGGGAUGUAUUCGAGAAGAGAUAUGAGAGCAACAGGCGAAAUGAUGAUUCACGUGACAGCGAAAGACAUCAUCUGCCCCCUGUCGCCAGACGAAGGAAUUUAAGUCGAGGAUUCAGCGAGCCUGACGUUAGAGAAAGAAAACCCAUUGAAUCAGCUGAAGAGUUUAGACUUCCCGACAUUCAUAGCGUUGACUUGAAUUUCCAUGACAACAGCAGAGCAAGAGUUCACGUGAAAGACAUCGAGAUCCAUACAGCGAGGUUUUAAUUGUGUCAACGGAAUGUGGCCCUGUUUCUUUUGAAGCAAUGCCAACCAAGUGCUUUCGAGACAGUGACCCACCACACCGAAUCCGGUGGUAAGUCGCCAGGCCUAAAGUAUCAAGUAAUCAUCGGCAAUGUUAAAUUCCGUAACCUUUGGUCAACUUUCAGAUUAUGACAUAAAAAGCUUCAUAAACCCCUAAAAUAUGAAUUUUAAAACACGAAUUUAGAUAUACGAACUUAUAGACAUAAGUUGCUGUUUGAACUUUGUUAUUUUCUCACAAUAAAAAAUAUCUCAGGAACCACAAAAGAUACAAAAAUAGGAGUGGUAUCAAAAAAGCGUAUUCCCUAAACAAGAUGAACAAGAAGACAUUGUGAAUGUCAUAUGGUUCCCACGUAGUUAUAUUCAAUAACAACAAGACCAGCUUCGGUUGUCCCUGUAAUCUGAGAGAAGUACAAGACAAUAGCAUGUUUUUACAGUGUGUCCCACUAUGUUUGUUAGGUAUAGCAUCUGGAUGGCCUUGAUUUACCAGUGGUGGUAGUGUUGAGGGGGGGGGGGGGGCCCGAGGGAAAUUAAAAGUACUUGUCCAUUGGCAACCAGGAAUAUGCUUGUUUUGAACACAAGAUUUCCAUAAGGGCAGCAAAGUUGGUGUUGAUUUCAUCAUCAAUGCUUUGAAUUUUAAGUAACUGAAUUUUAACUGACAAAAUGGGUAGGCCUAAUUGAUGAACAAAGCAAAGUUAAUGCUCUUAUGAUAAGUUCCACUCUAUUGGCAGGGUUGACAAACCUGGGGGUACGACAUGUUUCCAGAGCUGUAGCUGUUGAGGGAGAUAAGAUAUGAAGGCGUGACGGACGGACACACACACACACACACGCACACACAGACACCAUGACCAGAAACAAUAUGGUUCCCGAUCUUACUGGAUCGGGAACCAUAAUAAUAUGUAAAUAACUCCAUAGUGGCCUUAGUGCGACUUACGACCCACUGCGGAGUAGUGGGUCACCAAUUACUGUGAUACUGGCUGAUUGAGGAGAACAAUAAGAAAACCAAACGAGUGUGUUUUUUGAGUGGAAAUAUAACAUGAGAGAUUGUAUUGGCCUGGAAACCCAAGAGACAGCAGGUCGAGUGUGUUUCCGGGCCAAGACAACCACGAAUGUGAUGUCGUCACUUGGUAUAAAUUUCUGCCACAAUUUAUAUCAGAUUUUAUUUUGAUAUGGGUUUUCGCAAAACCUCGAUGACGUCGUGGCAUGUGAUAAAAGACAAUUAUGAGAGGUCUCAGAAGAGAUUUUCAGUGGGAUGUUGUUCAAAGUAUUGAACUGCAGCCCCUCUGGACAUGCUGGAUGAUGGGCGGGCUACUUUACUAUAAUUCAGCAACAAACUCUGCAUCUACCAUCUUCGUACCAAUAUUGGGUUGAAAGUAAUAUUUUCUUUUUAACAUUUCGUUACUAGAUGAUUAUAUUAUUCAAUUUAGUGGCUCUUUUAUCGUUUCAUACAUUAGCGAAAUCCUUUGAUCCAUGCAUCAUAUUGAUAUGAUGAUUUCUCACAGAAAUGACUGAAAACAGAUGACAGGCUUCGAAACGAAACCAGCACUCGGAUUGGAAUAUGAAUGAGGACUUGUACAGUUUCAACACGAUGAGGCCCGGUCCGUCUCUUUGGAUGAUUGCCCUAAACAUUUUCUGGCAUGAUCGACGUGGUAGAGAUGCACCGAUCCUGUAUUAUGAGAUGUUUGGUUCGGGAGCUAUUGAAUCAGCUGGAUUUUUCGGGAAGUGUAGGAUGUUUUGCCAUUUUUUUGGAUUUUUGCUGUUACAUUUUCUUCGUAUUAGUCUUGACCCAGAUCAAUUUUAGAUAUAAUGAUGUGUGAUAGGGUGAUGUGUGAUAGGGUAGAUAUGGAUAUGUUAUGGGCUUGUAGUAAUAAUCAUCUAAGGUGAUCUUCGAACGUGCUAGUAAAACGUUUAACCUCGUCUAUUAAUUUAGGAACAUUCGUGCGACGUUCUAUUAUCUGAAUAAAAACUUUCAAGAGUUUUGUUUUUAA